CAAAAUCCACAAGAAGCCACUUUGACUGUCCUCUCUCCUCUUACCUUCUGCCGUCAGCACCAGCAAGCAGCAGCAGGGAUGGUGUCGCGGAAGCGCGUGUCCGCAGCGGCAGCGCUGGCCAGCAUGGUGGUCACACUCGCUAUCGUCCUUACCACACUUGAUAGCGCUAGAGCUCGGGAGCUGAUGCUGUUUAACAUCAGUGCCAGUGCCAUAUCCAACGCUGUGGCAUACAGCCAUCCACGGGUGCGCUUGCAGUUUGCUGUGGUGCAAAACCAGAGCGCCGGGGGAACCCAGCACGAUGGGAUGUUCACGACGACAGCAGCAACAGCAGACACAGACCUCAACGCCACAAGAUCAACAGCACAGUGGCCGCAGCCACUCCCUGCCCUCUGCAUCACAACUACGGGAAACAUGACGUCUCUGAAUGUGAGCCUGUACUCUGCGAGCGAAAACAUUGCGGGUGGCAGCGCUGUCUUGACUGGCGAGCAGGGCAGCAGGCAUAUCAAUCUCUUCAACGUAACCCGUCACCAGCAACACCUCGCCAACAUCACAAUCUCCUUCAUGCACACAGACACAACCUGUCAGUCUGCAGGCCAGACCACAGCGGGCACCCAAACAACAAUAGCACCAACAGCGACAACAACAGCAACCACCAGCAACCCGAUCCCUGCCGGGAGCGGUGGCGGUGGCAGCGACACGGGUGUCAUAGUUGGCGCUGUUGUUGGCGCGCUUGUCGCAUGUGCACUCGUUGUGGGCGCUGUUAUCAUGAUGCGGCGCAAGCGCAAGGGCAAGGCAUCGCAUGUGCUCCGCACAGUCUUUCCUCCACCAGAAUCCUCGUCUUCGUCUUCCGUUCCGCAUUCCACUUCACCCUCAGCGGCUGCGCCAACUACAGUCCAUCACAACCCCACCUUCGAUGCUGGGAAUGCGAAUGGCACCAUGUCCAAGACAAACACGUUGUCCCGCGCGCCACAGCCGUUGCCGGAAUCGGUUUACGGGGACGCGCAUCUGCCACCAUCGCCACAACUCAGCGCAAAGCAGAAGGGCAGGGAUCAGAUCCAUGCAGGCAACGGCGCAGGCAGGACAGGCAUCACGGCGCAUGAUGGCUACGUCAACUCCAAGCAGCUCUCCGAAACAUGGCAUAGGCAACAACAGCAGCCGCAUCAGCAGCAGCAGCACACUCAAUUACCAGAGGACGAGCUGCUUGGCAGCGUGAGCCAUUAUGGCGGUGACGGUGACGUCCACAUGCAUGCGGCGUCAGCGGCGCUGCCUGGUGCGAACAUGGGCUAUGACGAAGAAAUCGUCGGCGGAAGAUACAUGCUGCGAGACAGCGAGGGCGGGUUUGACCACAAGGAGGCGUUUGUGCCUGCAGGCGUGCUGGAGAACCUUCCUGGUUUGGGUGAUGUAUAUCACGAAGACUACGAUGAUGUUCCCUCCAACGGCCGGGGUGACACGACAGAGGUUGCGUAUCACGAGUUCGCUGUCGACAGGCGUGGCACAGGCACAGGCUUGCCUGAAGCUGUAACAGCCGGCGCCCACCACAGCACCCAGGACGCUGACGUGCUGUAUGAUGACGUGCCUGCAGGCAGUCGCGCCCGCACGGUUACCAGCUCCGCUGGCGGUGGCUGGACCGCAGACAGCACGUACAGUGCUGUAUCCGGCGGGGCAGGGCUGGACCUCGCACCAAGCAAGUACGACUCCCUGCGCAAGGGCAAGGUGCACCUCACGAGCACCCACUACAAUGUGCUGCAUAAGCCAUCCGACACGGAUCAGCCCAUGUCUGCGGUACAAGCCCACACCCCAGUGCCGCAGACAGCAGCUGGGACCGCAGGCCCUCGCCUUCGUGCACGCACAACCACAUCUCGGCCCAGCAACGGCCCCCAUCAUCGACAGCAGCAACAACGACAGCAGCAACAGCAUCAGCAACAACGGCAGCGGCAGCAACAACAACAGCGGCACAGUGGACAUUUUGACACUCAUCAGUUCUCAGCAGUGCCGGCUCUGGGCAGCAAGAGCGCAACCCUACAGCCACGCUCUCGAGCACAUUCACGACAACGACCACAGUUGGCGGCACGCGGCAGCCACCCUGUGCCUGCAAGCACGGAGGACGGUGGAGAAACCCGUGCUCGCAGUGUGACGGCUUCGCGUGUCAUGCCAUCUUCAAUGCCUGCCACGCACGCCACCGAACAGCCAGUCGCACAGGCUCGCGAGACGCAAUCAAGACCAACACCACACCCACAACAACAACAACACCAACCACAACAACAGCAGCAGCAACCACAACAAGAACAGCAGCAACCACAACAACAGCAGCAGCAGCGCCCUUCGACAGGUGGUGCGGAUGAGGAUGUGAUAUAUGAUGACCACUACGACGUGCCAAAAGUGCAAUCAUCACCGCACGCGCCCUGCACAACUGGCGCAGAGGCAAGCGGGAACUAUGACGUCCCACGCGUGGUGCCACAGCAGCAGCAACAACAACAACAACAGCAACAGCAACAGCAACAACAACAACAGAGGCAGCAGCCAGUCGUAACCACGCAUCACUACAGCAACAUGCCAGCUCCUACCUCACCAUCCACCAGCACAACUGCGCCAUCAACAAGUGCAACGACGGCCGGCCUACUCAGUGAAGAUGAGUCAUACGAUGUGCCGCGAGUGGUGGACCUGUCGCCUUCUGCCUCCUCAUCGGCGUCGUCGCCAGCGUCUUCCGUGCCGCCCCCGCUUGCACCACGUCGCCGCACCGUGUCAUUGCAGGACGAUGCUGGCACAUAUACGAACGAGGCCAUGUUACAGCAGCAGCACUUGCGCCAACAGCAGCAGCAGCAGCAGCAGCAGCCAGUUGUCGGUGUUCAGCUGCGCCCGAGUGGUAUUCGCCGCCAACGGCCGGCCAGCACUGCCGAUGGCUACGAUGUGCCGCGUGGCGUCGGCGUGCAGCGGCACAGCCGCGGGCCGGUGUCGUCGUCCAGGCUAUCCACGUCAUCGGCUGGCAGUGGCAGUGGCCGUGGGCAGGAGGCUGUGUUCACUCCCACGAGCCCGGCUGCUCGGGCAUCCAGUUCCAGCGAAUCAGAGGCACCACCGCCUCCAGUCCCCUCCCGACCGCGACGCCCUCGGCCAGCAUCGCUCUCGUCUUCAUAGCUCUUUCACGUGCGCAUGUCUUGUGUUAACUUGUUCGUGUGUGUGUGCGCGCGCUCUGUGUAUUUGCAUGAGCGCCCUGUGUGAGUGUGUGUGUGUGAGAGAGAGAGAGAGAGAGAGAGAGAGAGAGUGUGUGUGUGUGUGUGUGUGUG
Messenger RNA from Salpingoeca rosetta, 3281 nucleotides. RefSeq lists its product as uncharacterized. The coding region runs from base 79 to 3132 and encodes 1017 amino acids. The record is from RefSeq and is a predicted model, not a curated record. NCBI's taxonomy places the organism in Eukaryota, Choanoflagellata, Craspedida, Salpingoecidae. The transcript is spliced from 6 exons. Gene Ontology annotation, cellular component: nucleus.